AUGGGCCUGGCCUGGCUGCUGCCCUACGCGCUGGACGUGCACUUCCGGCACGCCGCCGUCGUCGCCGACGCUCCGGGCUGCGCCCACGCUGGGAGGUUAAUACUAUCUAAAGGCGGUUCGGCGGUGGACUCUGCCGUGACCACAAUGUUGUGCCAGGCUGUGGUCCACCCACACAUUACCGGCCUGGGCGGUGGCUUUGUAAUGCUCAUAUACACCGCAAAAACCAAAAAGGUCGAGACUCUCAACGCACUGCCAGCAGUUCCAAGUGGAUUUUAUAACUUCAGUUUACAACUUGGGAGACGCAGUAAGAGAGGUGCAGAAUCUAUCGCAGUUCCUGGUACGUUACCCGGCCUGUGGGAAGUUCAUCAAAAGUAUGGUAAAUUACCCUGGAAUAUGUUGUUUGAUGCAGCAAUUGAGCUGUCUGCAAAUGGAUUCAGAGUUAGUCCAGAUCUUGCUAAAAACUUAGCAAAGCACUCAGGAAUGAUAUUAUCAGACCCAAAUUUGAGUGACAUUUACAAAAAUCAGUCGACAGGAAAGGUAGCAAAGGAAGGUGAUACGAUACGGAACGUGUAUCUCGCAAGGACUCUAAAACUGGCUUCUCAGUUAGGUCCCCAGGCAUUCUCAUCAGAUGAGCUGGGUGACCACCUUUCAAAGGACAUAGAAGCUGCUGGUGGCCACCUCAGUAUCGGAGAUCUCCAGAGUUACAGGCCUCAAUGGCAGAAACCUCUGUCGAUCGAUGUGAAGGUGCCAGACAAGAGGACAGUCUGCCUUCAUACAACACCUUUGCCUACAGAUGGCUUCAAAGUUGCGCUCAUGAUGAGACUCUGUGAGGGUCACUACGAUAAAAGCAGGGCCAGUAAGCAACAGAUGCUCUCAGCUUUCAAGACGACUUACGCUGUGUCCCAUCUUGUUAACAAUGGCAACAUGGAUCAGGUGAACAAGACUCUACAACAGUUGCUUUCCAGUGACCGCCUUGUGGGAAUUAUGAAAAUCUUAUCUGACCGUAUAUCUACAGAGGAUAUUCUCUACAGUGCCGACAACAUGGACACAGAUCUCGAUUCUGACGCCAGUGGAUUUUGUAUAAGGGCAUCGAAUGGAGAUGCAGUCGCAGUUGCCAGCACUCUCAACUCAGUGUUUGGCUCAGGCGUAAUGUCUCGAUACACUGGUAUACUUUUAAAUAAUCAGAUGGAUAAAUUUGUUCUGGCUGACAAUGUGACGCAUGAGAACGGCAGCAACACCAUCAAGCUGAAGCAAGAGGUGGUUUCUGUUGCGCCAACGAUUAUCCUGUCUUCACACGGAGAUCUUGAGCUGGUGUUGUCAGGGGGUGGUGGCAGAUAUACCAGCGCAGACACAGCUUAUGAUGAAACUGGAGCACUUAAGAAGCUUGAUGUAAAUGUUUCUGAAGCAUAUUCCUUUAGAACGGGGGUUAUUGGGGUAGCAAAUACCACUUCCAAUCAAUAUGUCGUCAGCCUUGAUCGUCGAAGAAGCACAGAGUUUGAUGUUAUAUAA
Molecule: messenger RNA, 1509 nt
Organism: Schistocerca americana (American grasshopper)
Lineage: Eukaryota; Metazoa; Arthropoda; Insecta; Orthoptera; Acrididae
Product: glutathione hydrolase 1 proenzyme-like
Exons: 8
Coding region: 1-1509 (502 amino acids)
Biological process (GO): glutathione catabolic process
Cellular component (GO): plasma membrane
Molecular function (GO): glutathione gamma-glutamate hydrolase
Source: RefSeq, a predicted model, not a curated record